AAGCGUGCCCCGGAAGCAGUUCUUUGGCCCUGUGACACGUAGCAACUGAGCAAGUACUGGGUCUUCAUCUGUGUUUGGGGGUUUCGGGGGUUGCCGGAGCUGCUGACGCCGCUACCCCUGCUUCUGCGCUUGAUCAUUUGCAAUGUCAGGCUUUGAUAACUUAAAUACGGGUUUCUACCAGACAAGUUACAGCAUCGAUGACCAGCCACAGCAGUCGUAUGAUUAUGGAGGAAGCGGAGGACCUUAUAACAAACCAUAUGCUGGCUAUGACUACUCACAACAAAGCCGAUUUGUCCCUCCGGACAUGAUGCAGCCACAACAGCCAUACAGCGGGCAGAUUUUCCAGCCAGCUCAGGCAUAUACUCCGACGACACCUCAGCCAUUCUAUGGAAACAACUUUGAGGAUGAGCCACCGUUACUAGAAGAAUUAGGUAUCAAUUUUGACCACAUCUGGCAAAAAACACUAACAGUGUUACAUCCAUUAAAAGUAGCAGAUGGCAGCAUCAUGAAUGAGACAGAUUUGGCAGGGCCAAUGGUUUUUUGCCUUGCCUUUGGAGCCACAUUGUUACUGGCUGGCAAAAUCCAGUUUGGCUAUGUAUAUGGGAUCAGUGCAAUUGGAUGUCUAGGAAUGUUUUGUUUACUAAACUUAAUGAGUAUGACAGGUGUUUCAUUUGGUUGUGUGGCAAGUGUCCUCGGAUAUUGUCUUCUUCCCAUGAUCCUACUUUCCAGUUUUGCGGUGGUUUUUUCUUUGCAAGGAAUGGUAGGAAUCAUUCUCACUGCUGGAAUUAUUGGAUGGUGUAGUUUUUCUGCGUCCAAAAUCUUUAUUUCUGCGUUAGCCAUGGAAGGACAGCAACUGUUAGUAGCAUAUCCUUGUGCUCUGUUAUAUGGAGUCUUUGCCCUGAUUUCCGUUUUUUGAACUGAAUUUAUCUGGCAUGUGGACACCAUUGGGCCAAAAAGGACUUUGAACUCCUACUGGACCAGCGAACUGCAGUGCAACUCUCGUGCAGACCUAACGUUUGACUCUUGGAGCAGUGGACGUAAACAUAUAUCUUUUGUUCAUUUUUACAGAACUUUUGAAGACUAUGUUGGAUUUACCUGCAGUAUGACUAGCUUUAAGUGUCUGUGCUUAUACAAAUAAGAAUAAGAAGUACUGUUUCUUUCCUUUUUUGCAGCCUUUGAAAAACAAAAUUUUUUCUUGCAAAUUAUAUUAAGAUGUUUUUGAUAGAUUUUUAUCAACUGUGGGAAACUAACCACAGGGCUGAUAAUCUUUUCUUAAAAACAACCCAGUCUUGGUUAAGAAGACACAAGACUUAGUGCAGAAAUAUUUUUCUAAGGGAUUAGGAAAGAAAAAUUGCCUGUAGUCUCAAGUUAGAUGCACUUGCAGCAAAAAAGUGAUCCCAAUGUAAAGGUUUAUGAGUUUGCCCUUCGCAAAUUUGACAUUCCUUUAAGUUAUCUCAUGCAGUUUUUGCUAAAAUUCAACAAGACAAGAAGUUCCCGGUCUACUUUAUUGUAGACAGGAAAUGUGCGCACUUCUGAGGUUAGCAUUAACUCAACCAUGGUGACCUAGACUGGCCGCAUUAAUGUUCAUAGUCGGAUCUCCAUGUUUCCUAGGAAAAAGAAAAUCACUAACCUUUUUUGAGGAAAAGAUUAAAAUGUCACAAUUUCAGUACUGCAGUUAUCAGUGUAAAGUGCAUUUGAUGCUUAGUAAUUAAAAUUUUCCCAGUUUUAACUGUGUUGAAUUGACUUUUGCUGUUUUCGGUGUCGCAUUUUCUUUAACUGGGUUCCGGUUUUAACUUGUUUUCCUAAUUUAUUCUAAGCCUGAAGAAUAGAAGUCAUUUAGCAUAGAAUCAGUAAAAAAAGAGAUUAAGUGAAAAACAGUUUACUUUGAGUUACAACAUUAUUUCCUUGUAUUAAAUUUAUGUGGCCCAUGUCGUGCCCUCUUGCCAGAAAAUCUGUAAGAAAAUGCUAUAUCUUGUAUUUUGAUAUAGCUUCGGCUUUUUCUGAAAAAAACUGCCUCUGAUUUUGGACAAGCUCAUUUAUAGCUGUGAGAAAGAUGCCUUAUGGGAAGGAAAAUGUUGCCUUUUUUAAAAAAGGAGACCUUCAGACCAAAUAAAAAGAAACACCAAGCUGAUGUCAGUGGUUCUUUUUAAAAGUUAGUUUUCAGUCGUAAAAGGAGGUUAAGAUAACAAAACAUGUCCUGAAAGAUCAUGAUUUCUGAUCUCUGGAAUCACAUAAAUAUGUUUUUCUUCAUACUUAAUCUUCUAGAGGAAUACUCUCACUAAUUAGCUUUGGGCUGGGUUUUCAGACAUAUCAAAGUGUUUUAGAAUACUUUUUAUUGUAAUCUGUGGUAGUAUUUGUUUUGCCUUUUUCAGUUCAUUUUGUAAAUACACACUUGUUAAGGCAGAUAUAAUGAAUGCCUUCUGUGAAUAUCCAGUUUUUCUUCCUGAUCAAUGGAAAAGAUGCUUUGGGAAUUAAGUUUUCCCACUGUUGUUUGGACUUAGACCAUUAAUCUUCACCCAGAUUCCCCAAGUAGAUCAAAUUGUUUUCUUAUUUUUUGCCUCUUCCACCCCCAAGAUCAUACUUUUUAAUUUAAAUCAAUAUUGAGAGACUAUUGUUAUUUGUCUUAUAGAACUCCAAAAUGAUUACAUGCAAACCCAUUUUAUAUAUAAUGGUUAUCCUGUCAAAACAGCUUUAUAGUGAAGUUGUAUGUAAUGCAAGAGGUUAGUUCUAGAGUUUGCUUGCCACCUGGUGAGAUUUCCCUUCUAAAAUCUCCCUUGAAAAUACAAUAUAUGUAGCCAUAUUUAUGCCUACUUUAAAAACUGAAAACUGUGUUUCAAAAAGUUAUAUAUAGUAACUUUUUUCUCUGGCAUUGUAGUAGAUUUCUGUUUCCUGAGUUAAGUUCCAAGAAGGGCAUCUAGCUUGCUUUUAGGGCCCAUGUUAUACCAAAACCAUACAUGUAACUUUAAAUACUAGAGACCCUCACUGUAGCUUCAAGCUCACUUAGUGAUUGUUCCUGGGUAAUAAAUUUACUGUAAAUGGAUCUGCAAGUUCA
Molecule: messenger RNA, 3052 nt
Organism: Hyaena hyaena (striped hyena)
Lineage: Eukaryota; Metazoa; Chordata; Mammalia; Carnivora; Hyaenidae
Gene: YIPF5
Product: Yip1 domain family member 5
Exons: 6
Coding region: 143-916 (257 amino acids)
Biological process (GO): regulation of ER to Golgi vesicle-mediated transport; vesicle fusion with Golgi apparatus; endoplasmic reticulum to Golgi vesicle-mediated transport
Cellular component (GO): trans-Golgi network; membrane
Source: RefSeq, a predicted model, not a curated record